AUCAUUCUCUAGGAAUGAUGGUCUCACUAAUCAUAAACGUAUUCAUAUGGGUCUGAAGCCAUAUCACUGUGAUGUCUGUGGUAAAUCAUUCUCACAGUCUGGUAACUUAACUAAACACAAACGGACCCAUACAGGGGAUUAACUAUAUCAGUGUGUUGGAUAUUUUUCAUACAGAGAAGCUUUUAUGACUGAUAUCUGUAGUGAAUCCUUCUCUCAACUGACUUUACUAAACACAAAUGUGUUCAUACAUGAGAAAGUCAUAUCACUGUGAUAUCCAUUGUAAAUCAUUCUAUAUAACUGGUGCUUUGAAUAGACACAAACAUAUUCAUACACAAAGGAGGCCAUACCAUUGUGAUAUCGGUAGUAAAUCAUUCUAUAUAACUGGUGCUUUGAAUAGACACAAACAUAUUCAUACACAAAGGAGGCCAUACCAUUGUGAUAUCGGUAGUAAAUCAUUCUAUAUAACUGGUGCCUUGAAUAGACACAAACAUAUUCAUACACAAAGGAGGCCAUACCAUUGUGAUAUCGGUAGUAAAUCAUUCUAUAUAACUGGUGCCUUGAAUAGACACAAACAUAUUCAUACACAAAGGAGGCCAUACCAUUGUGAUAUCGGUAGUAAAUCAUUCUAUAUAACUGGUGCUUUGAAUAGACACAAACAUAUUCAUACACAAAGGAGGCCAUACCAUUGUGAUAUCUGUGGUAUAUCAUUCUGUAAUUUAAAUACCUUAGUUACAAACAUAUUCAUACAAGAAAUCAAUAUAGCUGUGAUAUCCGUGGUAAAUCAUUCACGUGAAGGUUUCAUUUGUGCUGUAUCCUUUUCUCAAGCAAACGUUUUACAUUCUCACAAAUGUGUUCAGACAGGAGGAAAGUCACAGCAUUGUGAUGUCUCUGAGAAAUCAUUCCCUGACAAAAUGGAAUUAUCUCCCCAUUUAGCUAUUCACUUAGGAAGUACAACUGUAUUAUUGGUCCAAAUUCGUUACCUCACACAAUGAUAAACCUCUCAAGACAAUUUUUUUAUUCGCUGAAGCAAUAUCUACCCUCGACUCUUCCUAAUCACUCAUCUCAUUUUGUUUCCCCAUUUUGAAAUAAUCUUUUAAAGCUAAAUGCUUUUCCUGAUGCCAGCCGUUUAAUCACCUUUUACAUUCCAUAGGCAGGGCAUGCCAUACAUGUGCUGUAAAACCAAGAUGCAGUGUUUGUCACAGUUCAUUCUAUGAUAACUUAUAUAAUCAUCAAUGCAUUCUCAAAGGAACAAAAUAUAAUGCUAUUAUUUUACAUAUAACUACUACUGUGUCGACAUAAUUGUGGUAACUUACUGCUGUAGUAUUUCUAAUAAAAAUCCUUUAUUCACUACGCUUGUAUGUAUUCCAUCAUGCCUGCCCCACUCUUCCCCACCUGUUCCUGUAAAUUAUCCAACAUCAUGUCGCUUCUGUCAUCCCUCUCUUGU
Messenger RNA from Octopus sinensis (East Asian common octopus), 1444 nucleotides. RefSeq names its product zinc finger protein 723-like. Bases 237 to 992 code for a protein of 251 amino acids. The record is from RefSeq and is a predicted model, not a curated record. The transcript is spliced from 3 exons. NCBI's taxonomy places the organism in Eukaryota, Metazoa, Mollusca, Cephalopoda, Octopoda, Octopodidae.